Molecule: messenger RNA, 816 nt
Organism: Bubalus bubalis (water buffalo)
Lineage: Eukaryota; Metazoa; Chordata; Mammalia; Artiodactyla; Bovidae
Gene: NUDT8
Product: nudix hydrolase 8
Exons: 4
Coding region: 100-732 (210 amino acids)
Molecular function (GO): coenzyme A diphosphatase activity
Source: RefSeq, a predicted model, not a curated record
CCCCCCAAGUUCCCGAGAGACCGCCCCGAGUGUGCUCGCCCGAGCUUCUUCCCUCGCGCCGUCCGGUGCCCUCGGUGUCCCCGCCGCGCUGGACCGGACAUGCUGCCCGACUGCCUGUCGGCGGAGGGCGAACAGCGCUGCCGGCGGUUGCUGGCGGGAGCCACGGCCCGGCUGCGCGCGCGGCCUGCGGCGGCCGCGGUCCUCGUACCGCUGUGCUCGGUGCGCGGGGUCCCGGCGCUACUCUACACGCUGCGGUCCAGCCGCCUGGCCGGGAGGCACAAGGGUGACGUCAGUUUCCCAGGUGGCAAGUGUGACCCCGCUGACCGGGACGUGGUGCACACGGCCCUGAGGGAGACGCAGGAGGAGCUGGGCAUGGCUGUGCCCGAGGAGCAGGUGUGGGGAGUCCUGCGGCCCGUGCACGACCGGGAAAAGGUCACAGUGGUGCCAGUGCUGGCUGGCGUGGGCCCGGUGGAUCCCCAGAGCCUCAGGCCCAACCCUGAGGAGGUGGAUGAAGUGUUCGCCCUACCCCUGGCCCAUCUGCUGCAGGAGCAGAACCAAGGUUACACCCACUUCUGCCGUGGUGGCCACUUCCAGUACACGCUGCCCGUAUUCCUGCACGGGCCACACCGGGUCUGGGGGCUCACAGCCGUCAUCACUGAGUUCACCCUGAAGCUGCUGGCCCCUGGCGUCUACCAGCCCCGCCUGGCUGGCCCGGAGCUGCCCCGGGGCUGAAGGCCUGGCCCCGAGCAGGCCCUGCCUCUGCCCAGCCAGGCCGGCUCCUCUCCAGGACUGAAUAAACCCUUUCCCAACACCGUG